UAGCGCAUGUCUUCCCGUCGAGUCCGGCGCAUGCAAUCGAGUCUGGCACCUGAUGUCGAGUCUGGAGCAUGUCGUGUCAGCAGGCACCUGUCUAAAAGGCCGCUUAACCCUCUGAUGCCAGGAACGAUUUCAAGGACUGGGCACUUGGAGGAGCAGUGGACAUCAUGCUGCCCUGGGCUUGGUAUUGUUCGUUCCUUCGAUAGGCAAUCUGCAGACGUGCGAGACGCCCAUGAUGGCAGUGGAGGUGCUACUUCAGCUGAGCAGGCGGCCAUGAAGAAAAUCCGCCAAACGCUUGAUGGCUUGCUUCAGAUAAAGGCUACUUGUGCAUCAGUCCGCACACGACAAACGCAGAAGAUGUGGGGAGAAGUCUGACAAUCAAAUGCUCUUG
Zymoseptoria tritici IPO323 is the source of this 388-nucleotide messenger RNA. RefSeq lists its product as uncharacterized. The coding region runs from base 7 to 372 and encodes 121 amino acids. Lineage: Eukaryota; Fungi; Ascomycota; Dothideomycetes; Mycosphaerellales; Mycosphaerellaceae. The record is from RefSeq and is a predicted model, not a curated record. The transcript has a single exon.